Molecule: messenger RNA, 399 nt
Organism: Cryptococcus wingfieldii CBS 7118
Lineage: Eukaryota; Fungi; Basidiomycota; Tremellomycetes; Tremellales; Cryptococcaceae
Exons: 5
Coding region: 1-399 (132 amino acids)
Source: RefSeq, a predicted model, not a curated record
AUGUCUUGCGGCUGCUCUUCUCAACAAACACCCAACUGCUGUGGUACCGCCGAGACCCAGUCCAAGUGCUCUUGCCCCCCUGGCAACUGCCAAUGCGAGUCUUGCCCCAAGUCCAGCAAGACCGAGGCUUCCGGUGCUUGCAACUGUGGCGAAGAGAAGAAGGAGAAGGCUCAGACCUGCGGCUGUAACGGCUCUGGUGCUGCCUGCACUUGUCCCCCUGGCCAAUGCGCCUGUGCCAACUGUGGUGAGAAGGAGGUGAAGACUCAGACUUGUGGUUGCGGCGGCGAAGGUGCUGCCUGCACUUGUGCUCCCGGCCAGUGCGGCUGCGCUAGCUGCCCUGUUCAGGCCAAGGAGGCCCCUGUCAGCAAGCCUACUACUUGCGGCGUUGGGGGCAGCUGA